CAGGUGAAAGGCAAACUGAAUGUGUGGGGGAAGACGUGCCCGAGCCUGCUGCCCGAUCUGGCGGUCGUUGAUGAGCGGUGCCUCGCGCGCCCCGAAGAGUUCGAGUUUCUCUUGUGCGAGUUGACGAAGAUCGGCCGCGCCGCGCUAGGCUACGACGACGCCACCGGGUGGCCAUCGCACUACCGCCGGGGCGCAGCUGCUCCGCAGGGCGACGUGGGCGAGGAGCAGGGCGACGACGACGACGAGUCGCAGUGCGACGCGUCGGCUAGCGAUGACGGGGCCAGCUCGGGCACAGACGAGGUCGGGCGCAGUUUCGCCGCCGCUGGAGCCUAA
Molecule: messenger RNA, 333 nt
Organism: Prorocentrum cordatum
Lineage: Eukaryota; Dinophyceae; Prorocentrales; Prorocentraceae
Source: the annotation of a GenBank genome assembly